Molecule: messenger RNA, 3837 nt
Organism: Impatiens glandulifera
Lineage: Eukaryota; Viridiplantae; Streptophyta; Magnoliopsida; Ericales; Balsaminaceae
Product: importin-5-like
Exons: 20
Coding region: 106-3456 (1116 amino acids)
Biological process (GO): protein import into nucleus
Cellular component (GO): cytoplasm; nucleus
Molecular function (GO): small GTPase binding; nuclear import signal receptor activity
Source: RefSeq, a predicted model, not a curated record
CCAUUUUCAACCGCGUGGAGAAGAGAAAGAGAUAGAUAGAGAGAGAGAGAGCGCCACCAUUAUCUAUCCAUUGCCGCCACACUCUAAACCCUAAUUCUCAUCCUCAUGGAUCCUCAAACAACUCAAAUCCAGCAAGCGCAACUCGCAACGGUGCUCGGACCGGAUCCGGUACCGUUCGAGACACUCAUUUCUCACCUGAUGUCAUCGUCGAACGAACAACGAUCGGAGGCUGAACUUAUUUUCAAUCUAUGUAAGCAGAAUGAUCCAAAUUCUCUCGCUCUUAAGCUUGCUCAUCUUCUUCAACAUUCGUUAGCAGUGGAGGCGCGUGCGAUGUCCGCAAUUCUACUUAGGAAGCAGUUAACGCGGGAUGAUUCGUAUAUUUGGCCGUUGUUGACACCGUCGACACAGUCGUUGCUUAAAUCUGUGUUGCUUGGAUGUUUCCAGAGUGAGGAAGCGAAGACUAUUAUUAAAAAGUUGUGUGAUACCGUUUCUGAACUUGCUUCCAAUUUGUUGCCGGAAAACCAAUGGCCGGAGUUGCUGCCGUUUAUGUUUCAGUGUGUUUCUUCUGAUUCACCGAAGCUUCAGGAAUCUUCGUUUCUGAUAUUCUCACAAUUGGCACAGUAUAUUGGGGAAAUGCUUAUCCCUCACAUUAAGCAUCUCCAUGGUUACUUCUUGCAAUGUUUGACUUCCUCGGCUAAUUCGGAUGUGAAGAUUGCUGCUCUCAGUGCUGUGGUUAAUUUCAUUCAAUGCUUGACGAAUUCGAGUGAUCGAGAUCGUUUCCAGGAUUUGUUGCCGGUGAUGAUGCAGACGAUGUCUGAAGCUUUGAAUUCUGGACAGGAGGCUACUGCACAGGAGGCGCUUGAAUUGUUGAUUGAAUUGGCAGGGACUGAACCGAGGUUUUUUAGGAGGCAGCUGGUGGAUGUGGUGGGGAAUAUGCUGCAGAUUGCAGAGGCGGUAUCGUUGGAAGAAGGAACCAGGCAUUUGGCUGUUGAAUUUGUUAUAACUCUAGCUGAAGCUAGAGAGAGGGCGCCUGGCAUGAUGAGAAAGUUGCCACAAUUUAUUAGCAAACUGUUUUCUAUUUUGAUGAAUAUGCUUUUAGAUAUUGAGGACGAGGCGGCGUGGCACAGUGCACAGACUGAAGAUGAGGAUGCGGGAGAGACUAGUAACUACAGUGUUGGACAAGAGUGUUUGGAUCGUUUAGCGAUUGCAUUGGGUGGAAACACAAUUGUCCCAGUGGCAUCUGAGCAGUUGCCUGCAUAUUUGGCAGCUCCAGAAUGGCAGAAGCACCAUGCUGCACUUAUUUCACUUGCACAGAUAGCUGAAGGGUGUUCAAAGGUGAUGAUAAAAAAUUUGGAACCAAUAAUCAAGAUGAUUUUGGGUUCAUUUCAAGAUCCCCAUCCUAAAGUUCGAUGGGCAGCCAUCAAUGCUAUUGGGCAACUGUCAACAGACUUUGGGCCAGAAUUGCAAGUUCAGUACCAUCAACAGGUUCUUCCAGCUUUGGCUUCUGCAAUGGAUGAUUUCCAGAAUCCUCGUGUACAGGCACAUGCUGCUUCAGCUGUGCUCAAUUUCUGUGAGAAUUGCACCCCUGAUCUUUUGACACCAUAUUUGGAUGGAUUGAUCAACAAACUGCUAAUACUCUUACAGAAUGGUAAACAAAUGGUACAAGAAGGUGCCUUGACAGCCUUAGCAUCAGUUGCUGAUUCAUCACAGGAGCACUUCCAAAAAUACUAUGAUGCAGUUAUGCCUUACUUAAAGGCCAUCCUUGUUAACGCAACUGACAAGUCAAAUCGGAUGCUUCGUGCCAAAGCAAUGGAAUGCAUUAGUUUAGUUGGAAUGGCUGUUGGAAAAGACAAAUUCAGGGAAGAUGCUAAACAUGUUAUGGAUGUGUUAAUGUCAUUGCAAGGAACUCAGAUGGAAAGUGAUGAUCCUAUCGCAAGUUAUAUGCUGCAAGCAUGGGCCAGGCUAUGCAAAUGCCUUGGACAGGAUUUUCUACCUUAUAUGAGUGUUGUGAUGCCACCGUUGCUUCAAUCUGCUCAACUCAAACCCGAUGUGACUAUUACAUCCACAGAGUCUGAUGAUGAAAUUGAUCAGUCUGAUGAUGAAAGUAUUGAGACCAUUACAUUGGGGGACAAAAGAAUAUCAAUCAAGACGAGUGUCCUUGAGGAGAAAGCUACAGCAUGUAAUAUGCUAUGUUGUUAUGCUGAUGAGUUGAAGGAGGGUUUCUAUCCUUGGAUUGACCAGGUAGCUCCAACUAUGGUACCACUCCUGAAAUUUUAUUUCCACGAAGAAGUCAGGAAAGCAGCUGUUUCAGCUAUGCCUGAGCUAUUGCGAUCAGCAAAAUUGGCAGUAGAGAAAGGGAUAGCUCAAGGUCGUAAUGAGUCAUACAUUAAGCAGCUAACAGAUUACAUUGUACCAGCUUUGGUGGAAGCUCUACAUAAGGAGCCUGACACUGAAAUAUGUGCAAACAUGCUGGAUGCAUUGAACGAAUGUAUACAGAUAUCUGGUCUGCUCCUAGAUGAAAACCAGGUUAAGAGUAUUGUUGAAGAGAUAAAGCAAGCAAUCACUGCCAGUUCUAGCAGAAGACGGGAGAGAGAAGAGAGGACCAAAGCUGAAGACUUUGAUGCUGAAGAGAAUGAAAUAAUUAGGGAGGAAAAUGAGCAAGAGGAAGAAGUUUUUGACCAAAUUGGUGAGAUUCUUGGAACUUUGAUCAAAACAUUCAAGGCGUCUUUCCUGCCAAUGUUUGAUGAACUCUCAUCUUAUUUAACACCUAUGUGGGGGAAGGAUAAAACAGUUGAGGAGAGAAGAAUAGCAAUUUGCAUAUUUGAUGAUGUUGCUGAGCAUUGUCGUGAUGCAGCUUUGAAAUAUUAUGAGACAUAUCUUCCUUUCCUUUUGGAAGCUUGCAAUGAUGAGAAUGCAGAUGUUAGACAGGCUUCUGUAUAUGGUCUUGGUGUUUGUGCUGAAUUUGGUGGUCCUGCUUUUAGACCUCUUGUUGGUGAGGCUCUUUCCCGGUUAAAUAGAGUGAUAGCCGAUCCUAAUGCACUGAAAUCUGAGAAUGUAAUGGCUUAUGAUAAUGCUGUUUCUGCUUUGGGAAAAAUAUGUCAGUUCCAUAGGGAAAGCAUAAAUUCAUCUCAGGUUCUUCCCGCAUGGUUGAAUUGCUUACCUAUAAAAGGCGAUUUACUUGAAGCCAAGGUUGUCCAUGAUCAGUUAUGCUCAAUGGUAGAGAGGUCUGACACGGAACUCUUGGGUCCCAACAAUCAGUAUCUUCCAAAAAUUGUCACCGUAUUUGCUGAGGUUUUGUGUGCGGGCAAAGAUCUUGCAACGGAGCAAACAGCAAGCAGAAUGAUUAAUCUUCUGAGGCAGCUUCAACAGACAUUGCCACCAGCCACCUUAGCUUCAACAUGGUCAUCUUUACAUCCUCAACAGCAGCUUGCUCUGCAGUCUAUUCUCUCUUCGUAAAGAAAAUUUCAAUUGCGGUAUCUUGCUUUGUUCACUAUUAUGGCGUGAUUCAUAUAUAUUUUCCUCCCCUCCCAAUUCUUUGAUAUGGACAGUUGGCAGCCGUUCAUUGGUGGUUUUGUUAUUUUUUUUUACGAGUCUUACGCAUGUGUUUAGAAGGAAUUUCCUCCCCCUAAGUAGGGGCCUGUUUCCAUAAACGUUUUUGGUCAGUGAGAUUACUUUAUGUUUUAUUAAGUCGGGACGGUGAUUUGCCAAGGGGUAAAUUGCCGUCGCAGUUUUGGUCUUGUUCAUUUAUUAUUAUUUUUUAUUUAUUUAUUUAUGGGAUUGAGACUAUGAUUGAAGGAUUCAAGUUUAUAAAUGGUUAUUCUUUUUGCUGUUAUUGUA